UUCGCAUUGAGCGCACGUCUCUCGCUCCUCUGAUCCGCGCAUAAGCCGGCUCGUAAAAGUUGAAUUAAAAAAUAAGAAUUCUAAUUUCAAAAAUAUUUCGUUAGACUUUCUGGAAUAGCCUGCAAGUGUUAUCAAGUGCUUACAACCAGUGUUUGAGUUUGUCCACGUGAUAAAAGGCAUUAAAGUCUCCGCGAAAUGACCUAAAGAAGAUCUAAACAUGUGUACCAGUGCGUCCCAGUGUCAGUGAGUUUAGUGUCAAUUAGUGCGGACCGUUGUAGUGAAACUUUGAAAAUGGAAGCCUUGGAAAGGAGAGGGAAAGUGCUGGCCAUCGCCGCCAUAUUGUUCAUCGUGUUUUGGUCACAAUGCAAAGGCGUGGAAGGGUACAACACGACGAAGAGAGUUGUCACGUGUCCGGCGCAGUUCAUCCGGCUCGGGCACAGCUGCUACUACUUCAGCGACACCAAGGCCACGUGGCAGAACGCGCUCUUCGCCUGCAAGGAUCGUGAAAGUAACCUUACUGUGCCGGCCCGGUGGGAGGACCGCAAUUUAAGAAACUACCUCAAUAAACCCGGCAUCGAGAAAGUUAGCCGUUGGAUCGGCGGUAUCUACGACUACGCAGCGCGCUCGUGGAAGUGGGGAGGCGAGCUUCGUCCCAUGCGGUACCAGUCCUUCUCCAAGAUGAAGAAACUCAAGCCCGAGGAGCUGCAGUGGAACUGCAUCGCCAUGGAGCCUGAGCUUCUCUACAGAUGGGCACCCGCAAGCUGCUACGAAAGUCGACAGUACAUCUGCAAAACCAAACUCAAGUACCACCGACAACGCAACCCAGUCAGUCGCGAACGAAACGACCCGAGAAGCAACGACGUCGUCACCGCGAACCCGUCUCUCAACCCGCUAAAGUCGUACGAUCUUCGACCGAGUGCGCUCCGAGAAAUGCCGAAGCCACGUCGAAACAAAAGAGGACCGCUUCGACCGAGUAGGAAGCUGACUCGACCUUUCCCUGGAUAUCAAUGGAACCGCCGCGAUCCUGAGGGCUCGUAUCAACGAAACGCUGAGCUCCUCACUUCUGGCCGCACCGGCCUCAGCCCUCAGCAAGUCAACACUCACCUCGCGCGGCUCAAACACUUACGGAACAAGCAGCUCAGGAAAAUGAAGAUGCGUAACCGGGACGACUGGCUCGUCAACGAACCCAAGCAGAACAUGGCGCACACACACGCGAGGACGUACACGGUCGAUAACAACAUCAGCGCUUUGCAUCCAAAGACAAUAGUAGAGGAAUUCGAUAUGAUGCCCCCACCGGCUCCUAUUGAAGUGCGGUCAGCACGACACAUAGAUUACGAUUAAUUCCAUCUCAGCUUUUUUAAGCGUUCAAUUUUGAACCAGAACUUUGUGUCUCUUUAAAAAAUGAGUGAGAGUAUAUUUUUGAAAAGACCCGUUUUGUUUUAUUAAGUUCCUUGCAAGUGCACUCUUCUUAUCGCCACUUUGGACUCCGUAGUUCGGAUCUGCUAUGUACUCAGUAAGUGUUUAAAAUAAGCAGAAGUUGUUAGCUUAUUUAUUUGCGUUUUUAAUGUGAUCGCUUAGUCAUAGAAAUGUACACUGUGUUCUACUUCUCUUGUCGUAGAGUAGACAGAACAUGACGAUUAAGUACUCUUCUAAGAAAUAUUACAACAUAAUAUUUUCCCCAGCCAGCAAACACUAAAGAAUUGUUCGUUUCUAGGAGCAUUUCACUUAAUGCCAUGACAGAUAUCCUGUAAGGCUGUCCAUGAUUUCACCUACUCCGAUGCUGAUAGGGUUGGCUGGCCAAAGUAUCAUUAGCAUUACCCACCCUAUAUACUUACUAGGGUAAGUAAAUGACAACGACCAUCUUACAUGAAGUUUAGACAUUUCAUUGCAUUGCCAUCUCAUUUUCUUACUUAAAUUGAUUUGAAAGGGACGACACAUAAUAUUAUGUCUACAAUUUCUUGUAAGACUGUACCGUGCUAUCUCUAUGUAUAUCUCUGCCUUCUGUGUCAACUAUAAUAUUAAUAUAAGUCAUUUGUAAACCAUCUCAUUUCGAGUAUUAACUUUAUCCUUAUCGUCAUGUUUCAAUUUAGGUUAAGCGGGCCGAUUUUUGAGUCUCACGCGUUCGAAUUCAGAAAAUUGUCACUGAAAAUAAUAAGCAAGUCACCGUUUUCAACCGGUAUUUUAGUGACAAAAUCCCGUAUGCAAGAUUCAAAAAUCGCCCUCAAGGUAGCAUAAAUAAUUAAAAACACAAACGCGACCAAAAUUGUAUUGAGUUUUUUUUUAUUAUAUCCUUAUAAUAUUAUAUAUCACAGGCAAACACAGUAAGUCAAAGCCGUGUUUCAAAACGUAAUUAAAACUUUUUACUGUCGUUUGAUUUUUAGAUUUAACAACUAAAAUUAACUAUAUUUUUGUAUUUAUAAAGAACUAGUCAGUAAGUGUGUUUAUUUUAAAGAUUUAAUAUUGUAAGUACAACAUUAUAUUUUGAUUAUGAACCCGCAUUAUAAAGUUACAUUUGUGUAAAAAAAGAGUGAAUUCCCAUUUUAUUCCACAAAAAAACUUUGUCUGAUUAAUUUCUAAUAUAAAUACGUUAUUUAUAUUAUACAUCUAAUUUAUGUUAGACUUAUAUGACUAGCGUAAAGGGUCACUAGACUCACUAGUAUAAAGUUACCUCUAUAACCUAAAAAGUAUUCAUUAGUUUUAAAAAACUGUGUCGUACUUUACAUUGGCAUUUCAAAUUUUCUUAGAUUUUAAAUGUUUAGGGACACUAGUACAUAUUCGGAACUACAUUCACAGAAUCAUUUAUAAAUCUUAAACGAGAAAUUCCUUUAUAGGAAGAACGACACAUUUUGUAAAUUCGCUAGUAAGCAUACCACAAGCAUGCGGUCUUAUUCUAAAGUGUCACCUUUAGCAGUAAACAUAAUACCUAUACCUACUUAUAUGUCUAUCCUAUAGACUUACUGCCUAAGUAUGCAAGUGCUAAUUUGUUCAUUUCUGCACCUACUAUUGUGUAAAAACUCCUUCCUUCCUACAUUAUACUUUUAUUAAGUAGAUAUCGAAAUAAAUUAUGGAAAAUUAAAAAGCAGUUGUUUGUAAAAUAUCUUUAUAGUCAUAAUAUACUUAAUAAAAGCACAGUACUCGUAGUCGUGGUCUAGACAGUAGUCAUGGUUAGUGCCAAUAGUUGAAAUCCUCGCAUUUAUGUUAAGGAUGCUGUGUCUAUUUUAUCAAAAUAUUUAUAAACUCGUCGGUAAAUAGUUAUUUAUCAAUUCUGUUACUUUUACAAUACAAUAAAUAGUAGUUUACUGAUUAAUUUACUACCUUCUAUGCUUCUAAGGCCCACUUGCACCAACCACUUAACUCAGGGUUAGUGGGCUGUCAUCUGUCAAAUUCCAUAUAAAAUAGUUAACCCUCCAUUUUCGCUGGUGCGAGUGGCCCUAAGUAUAUUGUAUUUUAUUUAAAUUUCACUGCCUUUAUCUAUUUACGUACAGUCAGCAUGCAUCUUGGACGUGUGUAGAUCAUUAUGAAUACCCCCACAUAUAUGAUGCUGCUAAAGAAUCUCGGAAAGCUGCUAAGUUGAAAUGGGACUGGGCUGGUCAUGUCUGUCGAAUGCCGGACGACUUGUGGGCUAAGAUAACCACGAAGUGGGAGCCCCACGAGGAUCCGGCAGACCACAUCGGCGAUGGCAGGAUAACCUCGAGUCCUCGACUAAUUUUUGAGUGGUUGGCCAGACAUAGCACUUAACAGAGACGAAUGGAAAAAGAGGGAGGAGGCCUUUGCCCAACAGUGGGACACAACAGGCUCCUAAUAAUAAUAAUAUGAUGCUGACUGUACAUAAGUAUAUUUUCCAUAGAAUACUUUUAAAUUAAUGUAUACUUGAAAUAGUAACUGUUGAUGUUAAAUGUAUGCUUUGAAUUAAACGUAUUGUAGGUAAGUGCGUACUUAUCAUAACUUACCCCGGCUACAUUUUCUUGUUAACCUUUUGACCUCUUAGGGCCAGUUGCACCAAACCGUCUGUCACCGUUAAAGCAUUCAUUAAAUUGUAUUGUAUGGGAACUUCCAUAGACCUCUGCUGCGUGACGAUGAUGUGUCUGUGAAAUGUGGUUGAUGCAACUGGCCCUUAGAAAUUCAACGAGCAUGCUCGAGUCUCCGUCGGUACAAAGUUAAACGAACAUUUGUCCGUAUAACUAUUUGUUCGUAUAACAUUUGUUUCAUAUAUGAGACUUCGGCUAAAUUAGCAGACUAUGGUGGUUAAAGGAUAACAUGUAGCCGGACUUAAUGCCAUAAUAUGCUUCAGCAAUGUAGUCUUUCGCAUUUCAUCAUUAAAUUUUGACAUAAGAUUUAUUGUAGAUAUAAAUUUAAUUUGAAUAAAAAUGUAACAAUAUAAGUUGUGGUUGCAACCCCACUUUCAGUUAAGUAUAGAAUUUCUAGAUUCGAUUUAACAAAUAAAUGAUUAAAGUAACGCCCUUUUAUUUUCUCAUAACAGUUAAAAUGACAGACAUAAGCUUUAUCUAUAAAAACAAAUGAAUAAUGGAUACACACACUCAUUUAAUGUAAGAAAUUAGUAUCAAAAGUCAAUACAUAUACAUAUAUUACAGAGAUUAAUACAAUAUUUAUGAUGUUCAGAUAAACAUUUUUGACAGAAAAUUAUGGAGUAGGUUUUCCUUAUAAUAUUAAUUUAACAAAAUUCUGUGAAUUCAUCAGUAGGUUAAGAAAACUAAAGUGAGUAAAUUCUUAUUGUAUUAAUGUUUAAAUUAAUAAAGGAAUCAGAGAAAACAUU
Molecule: messenger RNA, 4774 nt
Organism: Leguminivora glycinivorella
Lineage: Eukaryota; Metazoa; Arthropoda; Insecta; Lepidoptera; Tortricidae
Exons: 7
Coding region: 292-1341 (349 amino acids)
Molecular function (GO): signaling receptor activity
Source: RefSeq, a predicted model, not a curated record